AUGUCUACUGCGCGGGGCUUCAUCGACGCGACAAUCGACCGCCUAAUAGGAUGUAGUCCAGACCUCCCUCCAGAAACAUGCAACUUCGAAAAAUCCGAGUUGACAAUUCCUCGUCCUAAUGAUGGCCCAACGCCUGCCGCUGAUCUCCAUCAACCCAUCGACCGCGAGCCAUCAGGUACCGUACUCGUUCGCAGUCCGUACGGCCGUGGCAUCAUGAUGACCAUGGGUUCUGCGCACAUCUUCGCCUCUCGGAGCUACCAGGUUCUUUUCGUCAGCAGUCGGGGGACAUUCGGAUCCACGGGCAGAUUUGAUAGAGGAUUCUUCGAAGCUGAAGCUGGACAAGGCGUUAUUAACUGGAUACGCCAGCAGAGUUGGUAUACAGGCUCCUUUAUCACGCUGGCACUAAAUCCGGGAAAAAGUCUUCGGUCAAUAAUCGAUGCUCUUCCGUUGACCCAAGGCGUCGACUCUCACAUCUCUGGCGCUCGAUCCGCGCCUUGGCUAACGCACGCCAUUCGCCAUCCCGACCGAAAGGACCCCAGCUGGUCCCCGUUGCAGCACGGUCAGGCUCUUGACGGAGUAAUAACCCCUUUACUACUCAUAAACGGAUGGCAGGACAUAUUUCUCGAACAAACAAUAGAGCAGUAUGAGAAACUUACUGCAAGAGGAUAUCACGCGAGGCUUAUAAUUGGCCCUUGGACGCAUUUGCAACCACAGAAUAAGACGAUAACGAGGCCCAUGCUAGAAUGGCUGCACAGAAAUCUUGCCCGCCGUACAGACAUUCAAACAGGACCGGCUGUUCAGGUCUACAUCAUGGGGAUGCAAUCUGCACAGUAG
Ilyonectria robusta is the source of this 834-nucleotide messenger RNA. Its product is annotated as Alpha/Beta hydrolase protein. Gene Ontology annotation, molecular function: hydrolase activity. The record is from RefSeq and is a predicted model, not a curated record. The coding region runs from base 1 to 834 and encodes 277 amino acids. The transcript is spliced from 2 exons. NCBI's taxonomy places the organism in Eukaryota, Fungi, Ascomycota, Sordariomycetes, Hypocreales, Nectriaceae.